AUGGUAACAGUGAGAUCUAUUAUAGCCUUAGCUGCUUCUAAAGGUUGGAAUAUGUUUCAGAUGGAUGCACAUAAUGCCUUCCUUCAAGGUGAUCUUGAAGAAGAGGAACAAACUGAUAUUGUCAUUGUGCUUGUAUAUGUUGAUGACUUACUGAUCACUGGUAGUAACAUCACUCUGAUUGAGAAGGCAAAACAGAUUCUAAAUCACAAGUUCAAGAUGAAGGACUUAGGAGAGCUGAAAUAUUUCCUUGGAAUUGAAAUCAUGAAGUCUACAAGAGGUGUACUAUUGAAUCAAAGGAAGUAUGUGUUGGAACUCAGUUCUGAAAUGGGACUGAGUGGAUCAAAGCCAACAAUUACUCUUUUAGAAGUCAAUCGAAAACUCACAACAAGGGAGUUUGAUGAGGCAACCAAUAGCACAAGAGAUGAACUACUGUCUGAUGCCAAUGCAUAUCAGAGGCUGAUUGAAAAGUUACUUUAUGUGACUAUAACAAGACUUGAUAUUUGUUUCUCAGUUCAAACCUUAUGGCAAUUUAUGCAGAUGCCAAAGAGAUCACACUGGGAGGCUGCAUUGAGGACAAUAAAGUAUCUGAAGAAUUCACCAGGACAGGGCAUACUAUUACAAUCUGGAGUCACUCAACAACUCACUUGUUGGUGUGAUUCUGAUUGGGCUUCUUGUCCAAACACCAGAAGGUCUGUUACUGGUUUUGCUGUCAAAUUUGGAAACUUAUUGUCUCCUGGAAAUCUAAGAAACAACAAACAGUAA
Solanum verrucosum is the source of this 762-nucleotide messenger RNA. RefSeq lists its product as uncharacterized. Bases 1 to 762 code for a protein of 253 amino acids. The record is from RefSeq and is a predicted model, not a curated record. The transcript is spliced from 2 exons. NCBI's taxonomy places the organism in Eukaryota, Viridiplantae, Streptophyta, Magnoliopsida, Solanales, Solanaceae.